CCGGUAUGCGAAGCAAGUAAGCAUGGAGCGCCGCCAUUGAUGCGCCUAGUGACAUGCGCGGGAAGCUGAAAACGGUUGGCACCAGUGGCGUCUCGCGGGGCACGGCUCGGUGAGGAUCGGCCGCUCAGUCAAGAAACUCGGUUGCAUCGAAUCACUACUAGCGAGGUUAAAAUCGUACGAGCCAGGAGCGUGCUGCUCUCCUCCUCCUAUCGGCUCUGCCUGUACGGCAGUGGCUCAGUGCCGUCUCUUGUGUGUCGGUCUAUCUUCCGGGUGCUAGAAUAAGUGCAUUAAUUCUCAUUUUUGGAUCGAAGUGUUCCGUGGUUCUCGCAGUUAAAGGACGAGCAGGCGGAACGGGGACGGCGAAGGAAUUAUUCAGUUUUUUCUUUGCCCUCUGUGAAUUACGGACGCGCACGGCUCCUGGACUCUCCGUUUCGUCGUCCACUGCCAAAAACGGGCAAGGCUGGUGACAGUGAUGAGUGUUUCGUUACUUGUGUUCAUCGUGGCCGUUGUACAAAGCUUACGUGACUGUGACCGUGACUGCUGUGCCGCCACCAGCGUGAUGUACCUCACGAGCUCAGCCGCCAAGGAGAUGCUGAGGACGUGGUGUAUGGAUUCGCCUAAAUGGUGACUCUAAGGGGUUCCAUAGAAAAGCAUGAGGGAAAGAACACCCUCUGCGGACGACAACCCAAGGAGGGCUCCACCAGCACCACUCAGAGAAGCAGCCCCAGCGGACGUGACUGGUAGCAAGACGAGCAGCGAGCCGGUCGAGGUCCGUCGCGGCCCAAAUUUCUCCCCGGCAACGACGGCGUCCUCGACGUCAGCGUCGUCCCCGUCGCCUUGCGUGGACGCAAGGAUGGUCGCCUCGACGCACAAUCUAGACGAGCUGACCGUGAGCCAUCCGACCAGCGCGAACAGCGACCGACAGCAACAGCAGGAGAAGCACGGACCGGCGUACAGAUCGGCGCAGACCGCUCAGGACAAGCGGAGCAGGCUCAGCAACGUGAUAAACAAUCUGAGGAAGAAGGUUCCGGACUCCAGGAAUGGUGAUUCCCCGAGGAAGGAGGAGGACGACAGAAACAGCGUGGAGAGAAACCUGGAAACGCUGGAGAAGUACGUGAUGACUGUGCUGAACGGGGUGAUCAAGGACGAAGAGGAGGAAGACGGUGAGGUGGGCAGGAAGAAGGAUGAGAAGGGGAAGGAUCCUGAGAAGUUGACCGAGGAACAAGAGGACGAGGACUCGAAGGGUCCAGCAGCUAAGUUCGAACCUUCCAAGCCCAACGAGAGCAGGACAGAGGCUGCUGUCUUCUCCUCCAAGCAGCCUGAGAAGCCAGAGCCUAAGGAACCCUUGGGGCAUCGGAAACCGGAGCCUAGAGAAUCAGACGUUCUCCAGAAGGAAGAGAAAAUCAGUUCUCUAUCGAAGGAACCGACCGAUGGCUUCAGAGAGGAGAACCAGGCCCUUAAAGUGGAGGCUGCCAACGAGGACAAAUGUUCUUCCAGAGAAACGAAGCCUGAGGAUGAUUCUGUCCAAGAAUCGACGAGAACCGAUGCUCAGGAAGAGGAGAGGAAGGAAAAUCGUUCAUUAGGAACGAUCAUCAUGGAGAGGCUCAAUGAGCAUCAGACUGAAGACAAGGGCAGUAUCGAAGCUGCUAAGGAGCAGGCUCGAGAGUUCGUUCCCGAGAACGUGGAGCUCAGGAACGUAUGCAGAGAUCUACUGAACGAUCUGUUAAACGGUAUCAAUCAGUUGAUCGACGAGAACAGUCAGGCGACAGAGGAUAGUAGACCAGUGGAUGGCUCUGUCGAGGAAUCCAAGGACUCCAGGAGUCCUGAUCUCUCCACGACCAGCCUGCACUGUAGCUUACCUCUGGACAAAGUGGCAUCGGUGCUACAGAAUUGUCAGAGCAACGAAUUGGUCGCCCCUCAAUCGCCUUCGUCCUCCUCCUCGUCCUCUUCGUCCCAAGGUUCGAAGUCUCCUAGCAAACCCACGUCCCCUACGGUGAGGCACUUGUGCCUCUACUGCGACAGGAAGUUCCUGUCGAUAUCCCUCAGGCAACGGCACACCGAGAGGGUCCACCAGCAAGGCGGUGGCAGAAGGUCGGAGAGAAACUCGAGGAGACCCUCGCAGAACUGUCAGUACUGCUCGGACAAGUGCGCGGAGAGCUUGGAGAGUUUGUUCCAGCACAUGAUCGGCACACACGGGGACAAGUAUUACGCCUGCGCGCAGUGCUCCACGAGGUACCUGACCAGGGAGGCUCUGGCCGGGCACAUGAGCGAGAACCACGCGGACAGGAACCUUCAGAUUCAGGAGAAGACGAAGGAGCCCGCGAGCUCGCCCUGCAAGGAGCUAGGUAACCAAAGCCCCCGCGACAGGCCAGACCCACUGAGCCCCAAAGAAAGAAGGUCGGACGAGUCCGAUCACGAGCACCGUGCCGAAUCUAUCCUCCUGAAACCAAUGAUUUCCAUGAAGGAUAACUUCAGCAACCCGGGUAGUCCGGAGUUCGACAGUUCCUUCUACAGCAGCGUCAGUUGCAACAUCCGGGAGAAUCUUCUGCAUCACCUGGACGGCAAGCUUCAGAGCUCUUCCUCGGCUGUAGCGACCACCUCCUUAAUCGUCGACUCUAAGCUCCAGCUCCAGCAACAGCAGACUUACUACGAGCACAGCGCCAACCAGAUCCAGUUCCCCAUAGAUAUUUCUUUAACAGCCGCGACACCAGUCUACUCGAAAGACUACGCCAACGAGGAGUACGAGAACAACAGCGAAUACGCUCAGAAACCUGGCAAAAGGAACCGAUCCCAUCCUCGAAGAGUGUCCUUCGAGAAGUAUAAUUUUCCAAGGAAGUACGACGGGAAGGAACAGUGGACCUGUUCCAUCAAGGAUCUCAGCAAGUUCGAUAUCUCCACGCAGUUGUCGCUGAGGAAGAAGCAGCAGCUGCUGAAGGAACGAUAUACGUUGAGUAGGUUGCACCAGAUCUCCCUGCUGAGUCCAUCUGGGACCACGGAUAUCGCACAGGACGAGCAAGACCUGGAGUUGAGCAGUCCUGAGGAAUCUAAGAGCGUCGAGGAGGCUUCUGGUGCAAAGGAGAAAUUGAUAGAGUCUAUGGUGGAGGGGAACGAGGCGAUAUCGCCUCGUUCCACCGAGUUUAGCUCUGAAUUUGAGAACUUCCUGAGGCUGAGGAAAUGGGACGAGAAGACAUCGAACGAGGCGGCGAAGAAGCAGGAGGUGGUGUAUGCGGAACUCACUGGAGAGUGGUCCAGACCUAGGAUCUACAUUUGUGGCGCUUGCGCUACCAGACAUGUCACUCUGAAGGAGAUGGAGGACCAUAAAGCGAUCUCUCAUCCAAACGUUUGGUGCUCUCACUUUGAGUUCUCUGGCGACCAGAGGGAGCUCUACAAGCAUCUCUUUCUACCAGGAAAAAAUAUACCAACCGCAAAAGCAAGGGCUGCCAUGUUGGCAGAGAAAGUGUGCACCAAGUGUUCAAAGAACUGCACAACAUUGUCAGAGUUGCACAGGCAUAUGUUGGAGUGCGGAGGGGACCAAGCUUGGCUUCUGGGUCUGUUUGGUAAUGGAAAGAAAAAGUGCAAGUGGAGACCGUUUGGUAGCCGCAGUAGAAGACGAAGACAACGUGGGAUGAAAAGAAAUAUUCAGAACUCGCAGACACCCAGGGUGAACACACCCAAGGAGAAGCAACCUACCGGGCCAAGAGUCAGACCCAGUGAUAGGGAAAGUAUUCAGAAAAUGCUGGCGAAUUUGCCACCCAAGAGGGCUACCAGGAAGGUGCUGCAGGAUAGUACAAUGAGGACACAGGGCAGACUGCGCAAUGUGCAAACCAGAACCAGACCACGUAUGGUCGGCGACAAUUCCACUGCGUCGCGAAUGUCUCGUAACAAGGCUGUGCUGAGGAACAAAUUGCUGAAGAACGCGAAGUCGAUCCAGCGGAAUCGUUGCCGGAUCGACAACAUAUCAGCGGUGAUCGAGAGCGUCGUGAGGAACUACCAUCCGGACAAAACGUCGGACGACGACAAGGACGCCGUCGACGGGUACAUUGACAAAGAAACCAAAGAGAAAUCGAUCGACGAAUUAAAUGCUGAAUUGGUGAACGAGAAGAGCAACAGGACCAAGGUUGGCAGGGGUCCCAGGGUGCUGGGGAAAAGGAGGAACGUUAGAACGAAGGAUGGAGGAACGAGAGGGUUGGACCAGCCGAGGAAGGGUAACCUGAAGGCAAGAGCCAGGGGGAUGCUGAAGAAUCCUUUGGAGCCAAAAGCAGAAGGCUCUAGCGAGUCUCUGAAAGCUCCUAAAGGUGUCAGAGUGUCCCCCAAGAACGUUGAAAAGGAGGCUGAGCUAGUCGGGCCAGAAACUAGUCCAGUGGAGGCUAAGUCUCCUAAUUUCUUAUCGAAGAACAAGUCUUCUACGCAAACCACGCCCAAGAGAAAACGACCGGUUGAUCCCGUGGCCUCUCUGAAUGCCUCCAUCAAGGCGAAAUCGCAGUUGAGAACGCAGGACGGGAAAUUUGCCAAGAAUCCUAAUAAGGACCCCUUUAGCCCUGUUAAGUCCUCGGAGAACAAGUCACCUGUCUUUGGACGGCAGCUGUCGAAGGAAAGGAUCAACGAGAUCAGUCCGGAGACGUCUGUCACUAGGUCCAAGCUGAGGACAGUGUCGAGGAACAGGAACAACGAUCAGCCACCGAAGAGGACCACCAGGUUGUCUUCGGACAGCGACAAGAUGCCCACCUUGGAGCCUGUUGUUCAAAUUCCCACCAAUAGCGAGGACUACACUGAAGCGAUCGCCAAUGAUCUGCCUAUCUUGUCUCCAGUCACUCCAUCCUCCAGUCUAGAGAAGGCAUCCCGUGGUAAAAACCUUAUUGGCAAGGUAGGAGCGAGGAAAACGAUGGAGGGCGAGAAUACAGAGGCUGGGGAGGCUGUCCAAGUGGAGGAGAGAGAUCAGAAGCAGAGGGGCAGGAGAGCAAAGAGUGACCUGAGGAACUUGGAGAAGAAUAUGGCUGGUAAGGCUGAAGGAGGCAAAGUUAAAGAGAAGAUGAAGAGGAAAAGUGCUCCUGCUAGAAUGUUAAACGUGGAGGAGAAGAAAACUGUAAAAAAUAUUGAAGAGACGAGCCUGAAGAAGGAAUUGAAGCAGAAGAAAGAGGAAGGAACAAGGACACUGGAUACCAGAAGCAACUGGAAGACAAGAACGUUCGAUGAGGAGCCAAUAAAGCUGGAAAAUGUUCCUUUCGAGGUGAAGAAACUGAUCGGAGCAGAUAACAAAGAUGAUUUAAUGAAUAAAUUAGUCCUCACCUCUUUGACCUCCACCUCCAAACGGUGUUUGAGGCAAUCUAUGACCAGAGUCAAGUUUGGACAGACUAAAUGCAAGAUUCGCAAGGAUACAGAGUUGGAGAAGAAAGCAGAUUCCGGGUCGAUGUCGGAUGCUUCUACGAAGAAGGAGAAGUUCGAGGCUCGAAGGAAGUCUCUGAGAAACACCGAAAGGAAGUUCGAAAGGAGCAGGACCGUGAAGGAGGAGAAAUUCGAUCAGGCCAAUAAGAUCUGCGAAGCGGUGAACGAGGUUAAAGCAGCCAUCAGAGGUAGGAGGAGCAGUAGCUUGUCCAAUGACAGCAAAUCGACGAUGAACACCGGACAAAUGUACCCUUCGGAUAAGGCAGAGGAAUCGACAGUCCAGAACAGCGAUAGGAGGCAGACCAGGGGUUCGCUGAUGAACUCCAGCGAGGAGCAAAACGAAGUUGGCGAGGUGUCCCAGAAGAAGAUCGCUUCCACUGGAAAAAGAAGAGGACGGGUUAGAGCCAGCAUCGAGGUUUCCGAGAAGAAGAACGUUGAAGCUGAUAAGAACUCGACCGAACCCAUUGAUCAGAAUGAAACAAAGCUAAGGGAAGAGAGUAUUGUCAAAGAUAAACAGAAGGAUGAGGACGCGAUCAAGGUGCCACUGAAGUGUCCUGACGUUUCAGAAACGAACAAGAUAAAUACGAAUCGUCUUCAGGUAGAGACUAGCAAUUCUGUGGACAGUGGCAAAGAAAAUACGUUAGAGACACCAGCGCCUGUUCAGAAGCUGAAGGUCGGAAGGCCUAGGAAGUCCUGGGGAGGGAAACGCGAAAGGACUUCGAAGAGGUCCUUGAACAACGUGAUUGGUAUCCUUACAGAGGGCAUGAAUAUCCCUGCGGAGACGCAACAGAGUGUACCUUUGGCUCCCCAGCCAGCAGUGGACAUUGCGAAUCCUGAAGAAAUCUCAGGCAGCAGUGUUCAAGAAGCCAGUGAUGAUUCUAAGCCAGUAAAUGAGGAGAAAUCUGAAAAAGAUUCGCAAAAGCAAAUUACUGAAAGGACAGGUACUCCUGUUCAGAAUCCUGAAGAGGAAUCGCGCCAACCUAAAGCCUCAGAGACGUCCGAGGAGGACACUUCUGUAGAGAAUCAUAAGGAAGAUCCCUCAGAAAAUUCUAAACCUUCUAAAAGCACUAAGGAAGAGUUACCAACUGAUGAUAUAAUUUUGGACCUAUCCAGGAGGAAGCAGAAAGGUAAAGGCUCGUUCUUGGAGAAGAUUGUCUCAAAAAUAGCCAAACAGAAGGAUGCUCUAUUGGAAGGUGAGGUUGGGUCUUUAUUGGACACAGCUGCUGAUGAGUUGACGAGUAUUCUAGACGAAGUUGGACCUUCCUUGUCAGAGAUCGCUGAGAACUCGGUCGAGAAGAAUACUAGGACUGAAGCAGAGCAAAAUGUGCAUGGAUCUGAUGAGCAUUCUACUUGCAGGAACUUGGAGAACAAGGAUACUAAAGCUGAAGGUGAAGAAACAGCAUUGGAGACCACGUUGAAACAAUCUAAAGAAGAAAAGGUGAAUAAUGAAGAAAACAUUGAUAGGGAAACUUCAGUAGACAAGAAACCUUCUGAUGAUGAACUUAGGCCUGAAGAGAAGAAUACUGAAAGUUCUCCAGACACAAACAAGGAGGUAAUUAAUAGCAAAGAAAUAGAGCCACAAAUCACUCCAGAAGAAGAAUGUAAAGCUGAAAUAUUUAAAGAAGAUCCUAACAAAGACACCAAAAUCUCAUUAAAGCCUGAAGAGUCUGAGAAAUUAAGUGUAAGUGAUCAGCAAAGUUCUAACGAGAAGGUAUCCAAGACCCACAAGCAUCCCAACAAAGAGGGUCAUCGAAGGCCCAGAGGCAGAAAGCCUGCUGCGAAGAACAAGACUGUUGAUUUGAUCAAUGACAGUGAAGAAAGCGAGGAAGAGGAUAAAAUCGAGUUACAGAACAAGAGUAAAAUAGUAAAGAGCGUGUUUGGUCGAGUUUUUGGGGGUGAAAAGACGGAGAAAGUGAAGGAGCCGUUGAACGAUUGGGUGUCCAAGUCAAAAGAAGACUCAGACUUAUCAAGAGCUAAUUUUGUAUCCACUAGUUCCAGUGUAACGAAUGCUGAAGCAACCUCAGAGGCGAGGAACGAGGAAAAGAACUUGAAGAAACAUUCGGUCACACCAUCUGUACCUUCUACCACUAGAAAGAAACCUGGAAGGAAGCCCAAAGAUAGCUCUUCAUCUGACAAAAUCACCCAGGAAUUUUCCAGUUCUUAUUUCGUGCCUGUGCCACCGAACAAGAGCAGGCACUGCAAGAAGAUAGCUGAAGAGAGGAUCUUCAGGUCUUUCUUCCUAGGGAUAGAGCAGAAGAAAACUAACUAUGGAUUGAGAAAUCAAAGUAAGUCUGACUUGAGCAUCAAGGAUAGUGAUUAUGGAUCCUUCAGCAAUGAUGAAGACUUCUGCAAGAUGGUUUCCUUGGAGGAUACUCUGCAAGAGGAUGCUGAUCCUAAAAGCAGAGAUGCUAAAACUGAGGAUGAGGCGAUGACUUCAGAGGGUCUUUCCAAGGAAAUUUGCAACGAGACAAAGAGUUCUCAUAAGGAAUUAGCAGAAGAUCCCAGCAGUAAGCAGGAACUUGGGCCCAGUCAGUUAAAUCCUCAAUAUGAAGAAGAUGCUUUCUUCAAGGAACAGAAAGAAUCAACUAUCUGUGAUCCAGAAAUUGGGAAAGAAUUUUCCUGUACAGAACCCAGUCCUGUUUCGAACGAAGCCCAAUUAUUAACUGUUCAGAAUAUUUCAGAAGAGAAGAAGAACCAGGAAGCUGUAUCUGAGGAGACAAAAAUCAAAAGGAAAUCGAAGAAGCGAUCGCUGGAAGGAAACUCCCCGAAGAAGAACAAAAGAAAGUCUGUAGAACCUGUGGACAAUUCUGAAGAGAACUUGAUCCCUGAUGAAUUGGAUCUGGCUGAUAUCAUGGAGCUGAUUGACAAAUCAAAGCAAGUGCCUUCUACCAAAGAUAACUUUGAGGAUGAUCUGUCUGUGGAGGAACGAAUUCAAUGUGGCAAAAGGAAAACUAUCAGUGAGGAUAGGGUAUUAAAAGAUUCAGAUAGCAAAAUGACCCAGGAUACUCGAGUAGCUGAAGAAUCUACUGAAAUUGCGAAAAAACUUAAGGUGGACUCAGAAGAGAAAGCUCCAGACAAAAAGGAUGAAACUGAAAUUGAAACAAACAGUAUUGAAGAUUCUGAAACAACAUUGUUGUUAAAAAUCUCUGGGAAAAGGAAAUCCUACGUUGCAAGUGCAGAUCAUUGUCAGAUUCCUGAAUCUCCAGUCAAGAGCUCCUCGAAAAGAAGAUCAAUUCAUGAUGAAAAAUCAAGUGAAUCGUCUAAGGAAGAUGCACUGUCCAGGCUGGAGUCUGUUCAAGCAACAGAAUCUGCUGGGAGUGAAAUCACAUCUGAAGUAACAAAUGAAGAGCAAACUGAAAGUAGUUCUAUUAUUAAUAAUCUUGAAGAGUGUCAGUCAUCAGUGAAUGAGACAUUGAAUAUUACAGAAAGGUCAGAAAUAACAGAGAAGAAGCCUGCUUUGGAGAAUGCAGAGAAUCAACAGCAAAGUAAAGAAGAUCUGAUUAAAAAUCUCCCAGAAACUAACCCAACAGAACCAGUGAAAUCCCCAGUUACAGUUAAGGUAUUAAAAAAACGAGGCAGGAAGAAGAAAAAUCCAGUUGAUAUUCAAACUAAAGUAAUUAAUCAAGAGUUGACACCGGUGAACGUGGAUCAGGUUCCCAGGAGAUCCUUGAGAACAAGUCGGUUCAACGAAGACCCUGAAGAGCGAAACAAGACUUCUAAUGAUGCAAUUAAAUCACAGACUGCAUCCCCAAGUCUGGAACAAUUUAAAGUCCCAGAGGUGACAGAGGUAUUGCAGCUCACCAAGAAGAGAACAUACAAAAGGAGGUCAACGACUGACGAGCACUUGGAUGGUCAAAACAGUUCACCUUCUGUCGAAUCAGAAAUGAGCAGCACAAAAUAUUCAGAAACAAAGAGCCUUAAUGAAAAGGAAGAACAGGCAAGUGUUCAUCAGAAAGAUUUCUUGGAGAGUAAGCAACGUUCUUCCAAAGGUUCUCAUCAGUUGGGUUUGGAAAGAUCAAGCUCUUCAGGUUCCAUUGAUCUAUCUCAGACGAAUAGGAGGAGGUCGUCCAAGAGAAAACAGCUCUCCUCCGAGGAUCUAUCCGGUCAGAAGAACCUGAACCUUCGAGCAGAGAGCGUGGACAACCUGUCGGAGACUUCCUGUACCAGUGAGUCCAGUUACUUCAGGAAGAAACGGUUCACCAAAAGGAAGAAAGAGUUCCAGGAACGUCGAGAGGACCUGCAGACAGACACUUCCAUCACGGACCCUGAAUCCAUGGACGCAGAGAAACCUGCCGACAGAAGACAGAGCCUGAGGAGAAGGGCGAAGGAGAACAUAUCCUUCGAGUAUUCUGCGUUCGACCUCGUCGACUAUUUCGGUAUUCCAAUGGACAUGGAGGAUUCCCCGCAGGAAGACACUGUGGAGAACAGUGUCAGCCAAGAGCCAGAUUCAACCACCGAGGAAUUGGUCCAAGAAACCACCGCGAAUAAUGUUUCUAAUCAAGAACCUGAGGAGGUCAGCACGAACGAGGACAAGUCGACAGAGGACACUAGGAAGUCGGAAGUAGAAGAGGAAGACGAUUCGAAGGGAGAGGAGAAAGCAGACGACAAACUGGAAGAACUUCCUCAGUCUCAAGAUGACUUCCAGACUCCAAAGAAGAGAGCUGCAGGGAACUUCGUGGUUGUCCACAAGAAAACUGGCGAGAUUCUGAUCGUGGAGAAGAGGAAGAAGCUGACGAAAGAGGCUGCCAGGUUCUUCUGCGACGUCUGUGCUACCAGUUUCACCAGGAAGAGCUCUCUGAAGAAGCACAAUCAGUCUCAAUCGCACCUCGUACAAGUAACCAAGUUCAGAAAAGAUAAAACUUUGAUGGAGUGCAAGGAAAACCUGGAAGACACCUGCAGCAUUAGUCAGAAUGAAGUUUCCAGCGAUGAGAACAGGAGUACCACCGAUGAAAUUAAGAAAGAUCAGAAGGAGAACUUCUUGGAUUCCUUGUACGAUCAGACAGACCUGAAGUCUGUGGAAGAUGACGAGUCUAGCUAUACUGGGCCAGCAGAUCAAGAGUUCCUGAUGGAUUCCCAUCAACGUAUCUUAGAGGAUGAACUACUGGACGAGGAGAUCUGCAAGAUCACUGAAAACAUGAGUCACGAUGAGUACGUCCUCACUGACCACGUGAGUCCUGGGCCAGAGUCCACGUCCACGCCCAUCAAGGUGGAGAUCAAGAAGACAGAGGAAGUUGGUAAGAAGAAGAAACACGAGAGGAAGAAGGAGAAGGCUAAGAAGAAGAAUCUGAGCAACGAACAGGUAACACUGGACAGCUCUGAAACGGAGGGACCCAUAGACUCCUCUAUGAUGAAUCUUUUGGAUACAAGUAUGUCUAUGGAAACUUCAAAGCUGAGUGAUAGCGAUUCAGAAUAUUCUUUUUUACUGGCAAACUCACUUGCUUGUACUCUGAACAAAUUUCGAGAGAAAUAUUCACAGAAUGCAGGUAGGACAGAGGAGAGCCAGGAUGGAAAGGAUUUAACAGAAUUGAAAAAGGAUUUAGAACAGCAGCGAACAGGGUAUUCUGAAUCGAACCUUGAUGCAAAAGAUGAAAAUUUGAAUGGUAAAGAUGUUCCUAAAGAAAAUCAUCCUACUGAACGAUUGAGCUUAAAGCUCAUCAUAAAUAAACGUAGCCUAGAAAAUUUUAAGGAACAAGACACUCCCUUGGAUCGUUUAGAUACACUGGCUAAAGAGAAUGAAGAGAAGUCUGAGGAUCCUUUGGAUUCUUUCGGUGAUCCAAUCAAAGAAAUCAAUCAGCUGGAACCUGAAAUUGAUCAGCUCAAUUUGGAUAUGUAUCUUGGAUCGUCGAAACAAGUAGAAAACAGAAGGAGCACAGAAAAUAUUGAAGACUUUGAUACUUUCAAGGUACAGAGCCUUGGAGAAGAUUUGGCUGAUCGAGAACAUUCUAUGGUUACUGAGAAUGAAAGGCAAAAUGAGUCUGUGAAAGAAACGAGGCAUGGGAAAUCGAAGAAAGGUAAGGGGAGAAAGCAUCAGGACGAAAUAGAAAGUUCAGAUGAUACGAGAAGAACGUCCAAAGAUAAAGAUAAUCAAAGUAAGCAGAUAUCAGAGGGCACGAAUGGUCAAAAAUCAACUGACAAUUCUAAGACACUUGAGUAUAACGACGAAAAUCCAGAACUUUUAUUGUAUGACUCGCAGUUAGAAAGCACAGGUAUUAAAGUGAACAAUGUAAUCAGUCCCUCAAAGGUUGAGGCUAAAAAUGAAGAAGAAUCUGAUGAAUUAAAAACAAUUGAAGAUGAAGACAACAGAAAACUUCAGCAUGAAUUAGACUCUUUAGAAAAAGCUGUAUUGAGACACUCAACAGAGGAGCAGCAGCUCAACCAAGUAAACAUUGAUUCUAAAAACAAAAACAGUUCCUUCAAUUCCUUGGAUGAAGAUGAAGACUCGUCGUCGUCUAGCCUGGCAGACAAACCUCUGUCGCAGCUUUUACUGAGAACCAACCUGAAAGUAGACACCGGUAAGAAAUUAUUAAUAGAUUCUGAUGACGAGCUUAGGCCUGUGGAGAAGAAUGCUGAAGAUUCCCCAGACACGAAUACUUCAACUGAUAAUCAGGAGUGUAAUGAUAAGGAGGUGUCUAACAGCGAGCAGAUGGAGCCACAGAUAUCAUCAGAAGAGGAAUGUGAAGCUGAAAUACCAAAGAUGGAAACUGAAGACACCAAAACCUUGUUAGAACCUGAAAACGAGGUUCCAUCGUCGAAGGACGACGAUGAUAAAGAGUCUGACGACAUGGACGAAGAUAACAAUCAGAAAUCGAGUCAAGGUUCUAACGAGAAGGUGUCCAAGGCCCAUAAGCACUCCAGCAAGGAGGGUCAUCGAAGGUCCAAGGGUAAGAAGGCUCAUGCGAGGAGCAAGAUUGCUGCUUUGACCAGUGACAGCGAGGGCAGCGAGGACGAGGACAAAACCGAGUUACAGAACAAGGGUAAAAUAGUGAAGAGUGUCUUCGGCCGAGUUUUUGGCGGUGAGAAGGCGGACAAAGUGAAGGAGGUGCUGAACGACUGGGUCUCCAAGUCGGAGGACGACUCGGACGCUUCAAGAAGUGACUUCAGGUCUACUACUCCCAAUGAAUUGAAUGCUGAAGAAACUUUAGAAGCAAGGAACGAGGAGAAACGGCAUUUAGUUACGUCUGUAUCUUCUACCGUUAAAAAGAAGCCUGGAAGGAAGCCCAAAGACAGUUCCUCAAUCGACAGGACCAAAGAGAAGAACCCAUUGUCUGAAAAUCGAGAGGAACUUCGCGGCAACAGGCAUUCGAAAUCAAGGAACAGCUCGGGUAAUCGUAAAAAGCCUGAAGAGGAGGCUUCUGAUUAUUAUUUCCUUGUGCUACCACCGAACAAGAGUAGGCACAGUAAGAAGAUAGCUGAAGAGAGGAUCUCUAGAGCCUUCGAUGGAGUUAGAAUGUUCGAAGAGUUUCUAGGUGGUGAUCAGAAGGAAGGGAACUAUGGAUUGAGAAGCCAAAGUAAGCCUGACUUGACCAUCAAGGACAGUGGUUACGGUUCCUUCAACUAUGAUGAAGAUUCCUCGAAGAUGGUUUGCUCGGAGGAGCCUCUGGAGGAGGAGCAGAAACUCCUGAAGAAAAGAAAGUCAUUGACGUCUAAGACGAGCAAAAGCAAAACAGAGAGUGAUGAUUGGAAGGACCUGGUAAUGGAAAUGAGGUCGUUGAAGAGCAGUAAGGAACCGACUGAUGAAGAGGACAAUUCUGUCAAGGAUCUUCCUGAACAAGAACCCCUGUCUAGUAGAUUGUCAGCUGACUUGAAAUCUCGCAGCUGCAGCAGCUUAGCUCCCAGCAGUGUGAGGAACAGAUCACCAAGCAUGGACAGGAACUCUCAGAGCACUAGGGACUCCGACGUGGACGAGGAAGAUGAAGAUAUAGGUCGUGGGAGGAUAUCUCCAUUGUUCAUUCGUGAGACACCUGGUAGCUCAAUAGAAAGCAGUUCUAACAGUGAGAACGAAGAGGAUGAUGAAAAUGUCCUUGGUAAUGAGAGUGCGGUGAGGAAGAGAAGCUCCAGUGAAUUUUCUGGGGAGAAGAUUGUGAUCAGAUCACCCUCUUCCACUCACAAAGGUGAAGUGGUCACCAUAGCACCCACUGAUGCCAUUGAGGACAACGCUUUGGAUGUUCCCCAGGAAAUAGAGACUGCGAAGCCCAGGCAGGGCAAGGUUUUGAAUUUUGACGAAGAACUGUUCGUUGAGUGCUGCUCCAGGUUGAAGGCUACCACUGAGAACGAGCUCAGAGGUGCUAAGAAGAUUAAAUUGGAUCACAACGAAGGUUACCACAGGAAGGAUGAACAGCAGCAAGGGCUCAGAGGGCCUAGAGAUAGAUGGAGAGAUGUUGAGAGUCAAAAUAGUCUGGGGAGUCUGCUAGAAUCCGUGAAUCAGUUGUUGGGGGAAGAGAUGUACAGCACCAGGGAAAGGGAUUACCCCAAGCGAAGUGGUAGAAACCUGAGAAGCGAGCACUCAAGUAGAUCAGCCAGCCCAGACAUGUCCAGGGCUGACAAUCUGGGCUACGAAGACAGUCUGGAUGUUGCAUUUGAACACAACAACAAGCUCAGGGAUAAAAUUCAACAACGUAUGAGGGAGAGUGAAAAUCUGAUUGCCAGCACCUUUGGGAAAAGCAGUAACGAUAGUGCACAUCAUAACAAAAAUAAUGAACAAGAUCUGAGAAAUUCCUACUCUCACUUGCAAGAUCAAGGACAAGUAUCUGGUGCCAGUCUAUCUAAUAGAAGCUAUAGUGAUGCUGUGCACAUUAGAAAUCUACAGGAACAGCAGAAUGCUGCAAAAAUGCAUUUGGACUCUGGAUUUAAGAAUAAGAUGAACUCCUCAUUGGGUGGUUUAUUGGACAAAGCCUUAUCAAAUUUGCUGCACAGCAAUGGGAAACAUGAUCACAAUGGGUCCACGCCAAUGAAGGUUCUAGCAGAGCUAGCAUGUGCCCGAGCACCAACAUCCACAACUGGGCUGCCAAUAUCUCAAGAAUUGGUCCAACCUGCAAAGACCUCACCAAAUAAGGAAUCAAUUCCCGACCCCUGUCCUGUGACUGUACCAAAAGACAUUCAGAAGAAGCCUAGGAACCCUAUAAAGGAACUUUUUGAAAGGAAGAAGGAAAUGAACGAAAGGAAGCAGCAGGAGAAAUCAAAGACAGAGGCUGCUCUUCGAGAACUGAACGUUCAUCGACAACGUAAGACGAAGAAGAUGAAAAAGCAUCAGGAAUUUCCUCUGAUUCGUCGUGGUGAACACGGCGGAGGGUUAGGCGAGAGAAAGAAACGUCGCGAUGGCUUCGAAAGGAAAGAAGAAUUCGUUUCAGACAGGAUAAAGGACGUUUACGACUUCGACGAAGAGGAGAGUCAGAUAGAGCCGAAUCUGGGCAGUGUGAUGUCUUAUAGAAGCAGGCCAGGAUACGAAGUCAGCUGCCUGAGGACUAAAGAGGUCGACGUGGCAGGAUUAAUGUCCAAGGCCAUCGGUGAGAGUUUAGAGAAUGGAAAAACUGGGGAUGCAUUGAGCAGUAGAUUGGAGUCUAUGAUAGACAGGAAGUUCAAGGAACUAGAAAAGUUUGCCCCGAAGACUAAGGGUGCUUUGAAGUCUUUCCAGAGCGAGGAUCAACGACAGAUCACUGGACCAAUGGACGAGUUUGUCGAGAGGAAGCAAUUGAAGUCUAAACGUCCAGUGGAGCAAUCUCUGAAACAUUCGAAGCUGAAGAAACGUAAUAAGAAUCCUAAGAAGAAGACUAGGAACGCCUGGUACGAGAACGACAGCUCUGAUGAAUAUAGAACGACUGCUGUGAAACCAGAGGACAUUGGUGUAGGGAUCUCGAAGAGCCAGAGAACCUGCUCCAAAGGAAAACAGAACAUCUUUGCUGAACUGUACACCUCAUCGGAGAGCGAAUUCGAACACGAAGGGGUAAAUUAUGAAUCGAAGAAGCAGCGAAGAGCGAAGAAGGUUGCUAAGAAAGUUGCAGAAUCGGAGAAUCUCAAACAGAAUCAGGAAUCGGUUAACAAAUAUUCUUCUGAGAACGAGGAUCGUGAAAACGAUGAUUGGAGGGAUCAGGAUUUGAAGGACGACCCCAAGCACGAGUCUGAUCACAAGAAAUCUGAAUCAGAAAUGUCGGACCAUCCUCUGGUGAUCGACGAGCGAAAGGACGUGGAGGAUCAGAGAAACAGCGACGAAGAAACUGAGACCCAAUACGAGAGAAAUUACGAAAUGGACGAUUUGUAUAGGGAAGACAGUUCCAUCGUCGAUUCGGACGUCGAAGACUCGGUUACCACAGAAGCUCAGAACGUCCCAGAUGAAUCCAGAGUGAAAAAUUCAAAUUCAUUGCAAGAGAAGAUUAACGGCAAGACAAACUGUAUACGAGAUGAAUUGAUCCCACUGGAAGAAGCUUUGGAUAUGUUGGACCAGGCUGAUAACGAAGCUUCAGAAGCAAAUUACAAUAACGUCGAUAGAAACGUGACUUUAGAAGAUGGUGAUCCAGUGGUAACAGCAGAACCAGAUGUCAGCGAGACGUAUAAUCCUGUCGAGGAAUCAACAGUGAAGUCUCCUAGUCUUCUAGAGGAACAGGACCAGGAAUUGGAGCAGGAAGAGGAACCUGACAACGACCUUCUCUCCCUACCAGAAAAGCUGUCCAGCAAUGAGAAGCCUCAGAAAGAGUCUGACAAUCUUCCUCUUCACGUGUUUCUCAGUAGGAAGGUGCAGGAGUCGAAGAAACGAAAGGAACAGCAGCUGAAGAAAAUGCAGGAGGAGCAAGAGAGGAUCCUUAUGGAUUUUCAACCGACCAGAAGGCAAAGGAAGUGCGCCAUUGGGAAGCAAGGGCUGUUAGCAGAGAUCAGUAGCUCGGACGAAGAAAUAAGUCCCAGGGACAGGAGGAGCAACGAUAAAUUCGAUCACGAUAAGCCACGUAAACAGAAACGAGAGUCGAAAGAGAAAAGGAAGGAGAGGUACAUUGAGAAGAAGCAUGAACAAAUGAUAGCCAAGGAGCAGAAGGCUAUAGAGGAGGAGAUCUUAAGAGAGGUUGGCAAGAAGAAGGAUUCUCUUGCUCUGAAUACUCAGAACUGCAAAUCGGAUCUCAGCGACGCUCAUGACCCAGAGAAGCCGGAAUCAAUGGAAGAUAAAAUUGAUCAGGAAGUAACGCAGAAGAAGAAACAUCAGACAAAGGAGAAACAGAAGAAACAAAGCAAAGUAGAUGAAGAAAUAAAUGUGAAACAUAAUAACGAAGGCUUGGAUGAUCCAGAGGGUAAUUGUAAUAAAUCUAUAUUGGCAGAGAGCAACCAUGAAGACGCGAACAAUCAAGAAUCUCCUAUAAAACAGAAAAGGCACUCCAAGUCUCCGACGAAACCAAAGAGGACUUCUAAAGGGGACGCGAAGGUUGGAAGUAAAAGGAAUAGAAACGCAAACUCUGACAAGUCGAGGAACCGGACAGACUCCAAAGGAUCCAGGGACAAGGAACGUAGAUCGUCUAAUGGGAAACACGAUUCCGAUGAUGAAGAAUUAAAGACAACGAAAUCGUGGAACAAAGUUGAAGAAGGUGUGGGGGUGGCCAUUGGCCGACGAAAACGCGCUGCUGCCAACCAGUUGUAUUACUGGUCCAGCUCCAGCGACGAAGAAGAGAUGCUUGAAGUGGUCCCUGUGGUCGAGGAAGAGGAGGACGACCGCCAGGAACAACACGGCUGGAUCGUUGGCGAUUCCCAUAAGAGAAUGAUCACCAUGCUCGCAAUGGAGAAGCAGCUGAAGGAGAAACGACGAAGAAGCGAGGACGAAUUCGAACCCGGCAGAGCAAAGAGCAAAAAGCAUAGAAACAGCACCUCUUGAUACGUAUUUCAUGACUAGUGAUUAGGAACACAAGGAAUAUACAGUUCCUUUUUCCAAGUCAGAAGAAGUAGUUGAUGAUUAAUGCUAAGAACUGCGAUUCUUAACCAAGUGUAUUUUAUAAGCGAGUUCAUGAACAGGAAACAUGAUACUUAGAGGAAACGUAGAAGAAAAUGGAUGGAGGAGAACAAACGAAGUAAACUGAAAAGUUCAGCAGCAACUUUUUAUACGUAUAUCAUGACUGGGUUUUCUUUUUUCUAAAAUCAGGACUGGGAUUUCUUAAUGCACGCAAUGAAAAGAUUAGAAGACUUUUGUAAGCGAAUGUAGCAUAACUGGAUCUUUUGAUACUAGUCUUAGACUCAUGGAAACAGACGAAGGAAUUAGGUUCAAUAAUGUAGCUAAACGAAUGCUGUUCCUUCCCAUGGAUAGUAAUAUAAGUCUGAACCAGCAGUUUUUUGCUGAAGGGACAGCAACAAAGGAAUAGUUUAUAUAACUACUUGGUCUGAUGAAACAGAAGCAGAGUACGAUGAAAAUUUUGUGUUUAAGAAAUUAGUCGGAUGACUAUGUUGCGUAGUGAUCAGAACUGAUUGGUUCAAUAUUUUCCUUUGUGUUCUUUUCUGAGGUAUACACAUGAGACAAUGCAGUUGUGAUUGCACUACUGUGGGAAUUUAGUUUAUUGAUUCUUAUUUUGAAUUUCUUUAAAAUGUGGCGUUAUUCAAACGACUAAUGUAACUGCCAGAAUAAAUUCAAAAUUUAUUUUAUAGGUUUUUAAUGGAACGUUCAAGGUGUGUGUCGAAUUUUGAAGUGACAAAGAACGUGUUGUGAUCAAGUUAUAUAAAAAGAAAAAUGGCAAAAAACCAUGUACAUAGCAGCUUGGCAUUAUACAGAAAAAAAAGGCUAGCUCGUGUAACGUUAAGGAUAUAAUAAUUCCAAGCCCUUAUAAAUACUAUAAAUAUAUUCUAUCUUAGACUGAAUGUGAGGAAUAGUGGACAUAAACAAAUAUAAAAAACAGUGUAUGAAAAAAGAGCACCUUUAGACAAUACUAGGACAUUUAAUACGUUUUAUUUAACGUAGUGGAUCUUUAGGUGACUUUAAACAAAAAAAAUGAAGAAAAAAAAGAAAAAAAAAGUACUGUGUAAAAUGAAAGAUGAAAACAGCUAAUUUAGUUUUUUGUGAAAGGACGAUGUAAAAUGGGGUCCAAUCGAGUAGCGUGCUUUCGCCGGCUUUUUGUGAUUCGUACAUAUCGCGAUAAUCUAACAAACAAAUUGCCGGUCGUUUUUUUUUUUUUUUUUCGUAAUCCGGCAGGUUUUACAGAGAAAUUUAUUCUGAGCUAAAAAUCAUCCACCUUCGAUACGUCGUGUUAGCACAUUUAGUCGUACAGCGUAUAAUGAAAUCAAUUUUUUCGUUAAAUGCGUUUGAAUUUUCCUAGAUCUCAUGUCAUGGCGUCAGCCACGUAUUUAAGAAUGAAGCUUGUAAUGAUAAAAAAGAAAAGAAAUGCGAGGAACGAUAGGAAACUUUUCCUUUCUUACGCUUAGUUGAUGCACAUAAUUCUAAGUAGAUUUUCAUUUAUAUAUAUUAUAAAUAAAUGAGUAUAUAUAUAAAUAUGAACAGAAAUAUGAGAAAAUAAAUUGAAUGUAUAACAUGAAACGAUAAAAAAAAACGCUGUAUAAGGAAAUAGACUUUAAUGUAAAUGUACUGCCAUAAUCAUAUUAUAUAUGAGAGCCUAUGCGAAUAGUUAUAUUAAUAUUAAUUCCUGUAAAAAAAAUGAACAACCAGAAUGACAGCGAUAACAAGAUAGUUAGCACAAAACUAGGCAACAAUCCAAUGUAAAUAGAGCAUAUUUUCAAUGUGUCUGGAAAAGUAUGUUUUGUAAUAUAAGGAUUACAAAGGAAAAUAAAAUUAUUAAAGAAUCA
This is a messenger RNA of Osmia bicornis bicornis, 19137 nucleotides long. It is a transcript of the gene Opa1, whose product is annotated as dynamin-like 120 kDa protein, mitochondrial. NCBI's taxonomy places the organism in Eukaryota, Metazoa, Arthropoda, Insecta, Hymenoptera, Megachilidae. Gene Ontology annotation, molecular function: GTP binding; GTPase activity; nucleic acid binding. The transcript is spliced from 10 exons. Gene Ontology annotation, biological process: mitochondrial fusion. The record is from RefSeq and is a predicted model, not a curated record. The coding region runs from base 653 to 17227 and encodes 5524 amino acids. Gene Ontology annotation, cellular component: cytoplasm; microtubule; mitochondrial membrane.